Etheostoma spectabile (orangethroat darter) is the source of this 2967-nucleotide messenger RNA. RefSeq names its product sestrin 1 (gene sesn1). Gene Ontology annotation, molecular function: oxidoreductase activity, acting on peroxide as acceptor; L-leucine binding. Gene Ontology annotation, cellular component: nucleus. The record is from RefSeq and is a predicted model, not a curated record. The transcript is spliced from 10 exons. Bases 159 to 1802 code for a protein of 547 amino acids. NCBI's taxonomy places the organism in Eukaryota, Metazoa, Chordata, Actinopteri, Perciformes, Percidae. Gene Ontology annotation, biological process: negative regulation of TORC1 signaling; cellular response to L-leucine; positive regulation of macroautophagy.
AAUGUUUACCAUCAAAUUGUUGCCUCCUCUCUUUUCUACUCUGGGACUGACGUUACUGGACAGUGCUGUGGAAAGGCGUCCCGUGGCAGAAGACUUGCACCAAAGAAUGUGCAUAAACCUGUUGUAAUACAGCACAAACGUUAGUCCUACAUCAAAAGAUGGAAGUACAGGACCAGGAGUCUCUGGGGAGAUGGGACCGGCUGGGCAGCCGGGAUGCCAUCUCCAGAUCUAAAGCCAUGGAGAACAUCUGCCAGGACGUCAUGAGGAAAGUGGAGGCCAUCAGGCCCAUACCAUCAUUGGCCCUGUCACCCCCAGCCUCGGGAAGCCCUCCCAAGAGUGACCUAAAUGACAUCCUGGCUCACCUCCUCAUGCUGUCCAAACGGUGUCCCUAUGAUGACGUCAAGGAGCGAUGUGUUCGGCUUCUACAGGGAGUCCAGGACUUGGGAGUAAGAAUCCCAAGACCCUUAGGAAACGGACCAAGCAGAUUUAUCCCUGAAAAAGAGAUUCUUCAAAUCAGUAAAGUGGACGCCAGGACACAGUCGAUAUUUGAGGAUGCGUUUGCAGCCCUCGGUCGCCUUGACAACAUUUCUCUGGUGAUGGGCUUCCACCCGCAGUACCUGGGGAGUUUUCUCCGGACGCAGCACUACCUGCUGCAGAUGGAUGGACCUCUGUCUUUGCACUACCGACACUACAUCGGCAUCAUGGCGGCAGCUAGACACCAGUGUUCCUACUUAGUCAACCUCCACGUGAACGACUUCCUCCAGGUCGGGGGUGAUCCCAAGUGGCUGAACGGCCUGGAUGAAGCGCCGCAGAAGUUGCAGCAGCUCGGGGAGCUCAACAAAAUCCUGGCCCACCGACCUUGGCUUCUCACCAAGGAACACAUCGAGUGCCUUCUGAAGGCAGAGGAGCACAGCUGGUCCCUCGCAGAGCUAAUCCACGCCGUGGUCCUCCUCACACACUACCACUCCCUCGCCUCGUUCACCUUCGGCUGCGGCAUCACGCCCGAGAUCCACUGCGACGGCGGACACACUUUCAGACCCCCCUCCGUCAGCCAAUUCUGCGUCUGUGACAUUGCUAAUGGCAACGGACAUGCUAAUCACCACGACGAUCCGCUUGGCAACCAGGAGAUAUGCGGUGAGGUGGAGGUGCUGAUGGAACGCAUGAAGCAGCUGCAGGAGUGCCGCGACGACGAGGAGGCUAGCCAGGAGGAGAUGGCAACUCGCUUCGAGAGGGAGAAGACGGAGAGCAUGUUGGUGGUUACAGCGGAGGACGAGGAGUCUGUCCCCUCCAGAGACAUCUCCCGACACUUUGAGGACCCCAGCUAUGGGUACAAGGACUUCUCCAGAAGGGGGGAGCAUGUGCCCACAUUCAGAGUGCAGGACUACAGCUGGGAAGAUCACGGUUUCUCUCUGGUCAACAGACUGUACCCUGAUGUUGGUCAGAUGCUGGACGAGAAGUUCCAGAUGGCCUACAAUCUGACCUACAACACCAUGGCAACACACAAGGAUGUAGACACCAGUAUGCUGCGCAGGGCCAUCUGGAACUACAUCCACUGCAUGUUUGGCAUCAGGUAUGAUGACUAUGAUUACGGGGAGAUAAAUCAGCUUCUGGACCGUAGCUUUAAGAUCUAUAUUAAGACUAUGGUGUGUAGUCCUGAGAAGACCACCAAACGAAUGUAUGAGAGCUUCUGGAGGCAGUUUCAGCACUCCGAGAAGGUCCACGUUAAUCUGCUUCUUAUGGAAGCUCGAAUGCAAGCAGAACUGUUAUACGCUCUGAGAGCGAUUACGCGCUACAUGACAUGAAGUGCUUUUGGUGUUUUUAUGGUUGUCUUUUUACUGUCUGUCAUUGCUCAUUAUGGGACACUUCAAGAAAAAAGAAAAAAAAAUUAAAAAGGGGGAAUUCAACAAAAAUGUGGACGAGACAAGCCCUGGGUUGUGACGGUGCUUAUUGGAUGGAUGCUGAGAAGAGGAUCAGAACAAAUGAAAGCAAGGAAGAAGAAGAAAAAAAAAAAAAACAACUGUCAAUCAUCUCAAACUACAAGUGGAUACAUAAAUUCAGUUCUUUUGCCUGCAGUGCCAAAACUGACCAAGAGAGGGCAGUCUGGAGCAAACUCCUGCUCUGCUGGGGAGUUUGUGCUGGGCCUGGCCACUGACACCUGAGGCAUCCAAGACGAUGUUUCAGUAUUCCAGCAUGGAACCCCUUUUGUUGCCAUUCUCGUCUGUCUCCUGGUGAAGACCCACAAAAAAUCCCCAGAAAGCUGUGCAGCCAGAACCAGUCUGCACUUUGAUUCUCUUGUCACUGUUGUAUUUGUUUAGUCUCUUUAAUGUCUUUUUAUUUCAUUUUGUAUUAAGGGACGUGGAUGUUGUUAUCAAUGUGGUUGCCGUAAGUGGUAACUGGAGAGCAUUAACUUUGGGCGUAUAUAUAUAUAUACUUUUUUUUUUUUUUUUUUUUUAAAGGUGUGCCUGAACUAUCCAGCACAGUGUGCAUACGUGCUGAUGCUGCUGCUCCCAUGUGUAUUCAACGGGAUCAUAUUGAUCCCCAAAUCACCCCUCAACCCCAUUAUACCCCCUAAGGCCCUAUCCAUUAGAAAUCCACUGCAUUACCCCACCCCCCUUGUCCUCUACCCCAAUCUCAAAAUCUCAAAUGUCAAUGUAAGCUAAUCCAAGGAGUGUGUGAAAACCAGAGUGGUUUGGAAAGAAACUCAAAGAACACUGUCUGAGCCCUUUUUGAGUUUGACUGUACAUGUGUGGAUGAGUUCGGUGUCUGAUGACUGUGUGUGUGUGGUGUUGACAGAGAAAAAAAAAGUUGUCUUUGAAUUUCAUGUGUCAAAAAAAAAAAAAAAAAAAAGCGAGGCACUUUGAAGGAAAGACUUCUUGCUUCUGCUGUAGCUCUGUUAUUGUGAGUAACUGUAUCAUUUGUUUUUUGUUGUCUUUUUUUUUCUGGUAAUGAAAAAAAAAAAAAAGCUAA